Chara braunii is the source of this 1915-nucleotide messenger RNA. The record is from the annotation of a GenBank genome assembly. NCBI's taxonomy places the organism in Eukaryota, Viridiplantae, Streptophyta, Charophyceae, Charales, Characeae.
CUAGUACUACUACUUCUAGCACCUCUACUUCUCUACCUUCUAAUAGUGCAAAUGAUCCUAUUUCGGAUUCGGUUGCCUCUUGGCUCGUUAUGCCAUUUGGCCUUACGAAUGCCUCGGCCACUUUCCAAGCGGCUAUGACAAUGGAGUUCCGAAACAUGCUGGAUCGAUAUGUACUUAUCUACCUCGACGACAUCCUGGUGUACAGCCGGAGUUUGGACAAGCAUGUGGAACACCUGCGCACCAUUUUGGAGCGGCUACGACAAGCCAAGUACAAAGCCAACCGUUACAAGUGCGAAUUCGCGCGGCAGGAGCUGGAGUACUUGGGACACUAUGUGACGCCGCAAGGCAUCCGUCCGCUUGCGGACAAGAUCGAGGCCCUACGAGUAUGGCCCGAGCCCACCAACACCACGAAYRUKYGYUCAUUCAUGGGRUUGGCGGGCUACUAUCARCGAUUCAUCACCGRAUACUCCAGGAUUGCUGCACCUAUGACGAGGUUACAGUCGCCAAAGGUGCCAUUCGUAUUCGAUGACGACGCACGCCGGUCAUUCCAAGCACUUAAGACGGCUAUGCUCAUGGCACCYGUCCUUAGCAUCUAUGACCCCACCUUGCCGACGAGAGUGACUACGGACGCUUCCGGCUAUGGCAUUGGGGCAGUCUUGGAACAGCACGACGGCGACGACUGGCACCCUGUGGAGUAUUUCAGCCACAAAGUGUCUCCCAUCAACUCGCUUGAUGAUGCAAGGAAGACGGAGCUACUCGCGUUCGUCAUGGCUCUCAAGCAAUGGCGGCACUUCCUCCUUGGGCGUCGUAGGUUCACAUGGGUUACGGACAACAAUCCAUUGACCUACUACAAGACGCAGGAUACGGUGAGCAGCACGAUUGGACGAUGGAUGUACUUCAUCGACCAAUUUGACUUCACACCGAAACAUCUUCCCGGCCUCUCCAAUCGCGCAGCAGAUGCACUCUCAAAGAUUGGGUUGACCGCCUCCCCGACAUCGAGUUCGCCUACAACAGUGCACCAGGCGAUCGGCGUGACUCCAUUCAAGUUGCACCACGGUGGACGGAAAGGCCGUAUCUUCGCCGACCUUCUCCUCCCUCGACCAGCCGACAUUGACGCCGCUUGCUCCCCCGCCUCCGUUCGGAAGUACAGGGAAUUGCUGACUCAAGCCCGCGCGAACAUGCAAAAGGCUCAAGUCCGCAUGCAGCAGCAAGCCAACAGGUGUCGCGUGCCAUGUCCUAUCCGUGCCGGUAAUCUGGUUUGGGUCUCCACGGAAGAGUUUGCACUGGAACAGGAUGUUUCACGCAAACUGCUUUCCAAGUGGUUUGGACCAUGGUCUGUGACAGCAGCCGCGGGUGAUGAGCCCGAUGGCCCUUCAUUUGUGAUCAACAUUCCAGAGCAUCUGACGGUCCAUCCAGUCUUCCACGCCUCGAAGCUGGCAACAUACACGCCAGCCAAGAGCGACGACCUUCCGGGCCGACGAUCGCAGGACCCUCCUUCUAUGGAUGGUCAUCAGGAAGUUGACCGCGUCAUCACUGAUCGCAAGUACGGCAGCAAGCCGCGGCAGUACAAAGUCACAUUCAAAGCAUGCGAUCGCGACAACACUCGGUAGAUUUCAGGCGCAGAUUUGAAAGCAUCCGCACCGCUGAUCUACGCGCAUUAUGAAAAGCGGAGGUUAGCUCAGGAAGCUUCACGACCAGCCCCCCCCACCCGGACUGUGGUCCCUCCCUCAGACAGACAGCUUCGCCCUCGCAGGUGACUUGCCUUGAGUAACAGGUCCUCUCUAGUGUUUGGGAGUAGGAUACAAACGCUUACGUCAUCUACAAGUCUAACAGCUGAUAGGAACUUACUGUCUGAUCCAAUGGAGCUGAUGAACAUUGCCUCGUUGUAGGCACACAAUAAACAUGCUAGCGCAGG